AUGAGCUCGAAUGUGAAUGCGACCGGCCAUGGCGGAAGCCACCACCCGAACCGGUUGGCCAAAGCAAAGAGCCCAUAUCUCUUGCAACAUGCGGAAAAUCCAGUUGACUGGUACGAAUGGGGACCAGAAGCCUUCGAGAAGGCCAAACGUGAGGACAAGCCCAUAUUCCUGUCUGUCGGAUAUUCGGCAUGUCACUGGUGUCAUGUUCUCGCCCACGAGAGCUUCGAGGACGAAGUGACGGCGAAGCUUAUGAACGAGCGCUAUGUGAACGUCAAGGUCGACCGAGAAGAACGACCUGACGUGGAUCGUUUGUACAUGACUUUCUUACAAGCCACGUCUGGCGGUGGCGGCUGGCCCAUGUCUGUUUGGCUCACCCCGGAUUUGCAUCCUUUCUUCGCGGGUACAUAUUUCCCAAAGGGCCAAUUCAGGCAGGCCCUUGAGAAACUGGCCAAUUUCUGGGAAGAAGAUCGUGAACGGCUUGUAGAGAGUGGCAAGGGCAUCAUCGAACAGCUGAAGAGCAGCUCGAAUGCAAGUAUAUGCUCACAGGUAUACAAACGAUUGGAACGGUUGUACGACAGUGUCCAUGGCGGUUUCGGUGGAGCACCAAAAUUUCCGUCUCCAUCACAGACCACCCACUUCCUUGCUCGGUUGGCAGCUCUGAACAUCGGAGACGAAAAGCUCAAGAGCGAGGCGUUAAAAGCUCGGGAUAUGGCCGUGCAAACUAUGGUUAAGAUUUACAAUGGAGGGAUUCGAGAUGUUGUGGGAGGCGGCUUCUCAAGAUAUUCUGUCGACGACCAUUGGCAUGUCCCACACUUCGAAAAAAUGCUGUACGACGAAGCCCAGCUUCUUUCAUCUGCCCUGGAGCUGGCCCAGCUUCUACCGAUCGAUUCCGUCGAGUGCAAGACUCUGGAAGCCAUGGCAAAUGACAUCAUCAUUUACGUCUCGCGAGACUUGCGCAACUCCGAGGGCGCAUUCUACAGUGCGGAAGACGCGGAUUCCCUCCCGUCGAGCGACAGCACGAUCAAGAAAGAAGGCGCUUUCUACGUUUGGACGUCUGCGCAACUGGACGAACUGCUCGGUGACAACUCGGAUGUGUUCAAAUUUCAUUAUGGAGUCAAAAGUAAUGGCAACUGCGACCCUAAACACGACGUACAGGGUGAGCUCAAGGGACAGAACGUUCUCUAUACCGCACAUACGGUAGAGGACACCGCUCGCAAAUUCGGAAUUCCAGCCGAACAGGUGCAAGUCACUUUGGACCAAUGUUUGGCCCAUCUCAAGCGGUAUCGAGACGAGAACAGGCCCAGGCCGCAUCUUGACGAUAAGAUUCUCACUUGUUGGAACGGGUUAAUGCUCUCCGGACUUGCGAAGGCGUCUGAAGUGCUGGAAGGGCAGGCCGCCAACGCUCUGAAGCUCGCCGAAGACUCGGCUGCAUUCAUCAAGAAAGAGCUCUACGACGAGAAGACAGGCGAGCUGCGGCGCAGCUAUCGUCAGGGGCCGGGCCCAACCGGCCAAGCCGACGACUAUGCCUUCUUGAUCCAAGGCCUGCUUGAUCUAUACGAGGCAAGUGGCAAGGAAGAAUACGUGACAUGGGCCAUCCGUCUUCAAGAGAAACAGGACGAACUUUUCCACGACACGGAGGGCGGCGGGUACUUCGCUUCGGCGCCCGAUCCGCACAUUCUAGUCCGCAUGAAGGAUGCUCAGGAUGGUGCCGAACCAAGCGCGGUGUCUGUCACGCUGUACAACCUGAAUCGGCUCGCACACUUCGCCGAGGACCGUCACGGAGAGUACCGGGAAAAGGCCCAGAGCAUCCUCCGAUCCAACUCCCAGCUGCUCGAACACGCCCCCUUCGCGUUGGCGACCAUGGUCAGCGCGGCUCUGACGGCGCAGCGUGGCUACAGACAGUUCAUCGUCUCCGGCGAAGCGAGCAACUCGGACACGACGCGGUUCCUGCAUGCCAUCCGGCACACCUUUGUCCCCAGCAGAGUGCUGAUCCACCUCGAUCCCCAGCGACCGCCGCGGGAGCUCGCGAAGCUGAAUGGUACGCUGCGGGCGUUGAUGGACGACUCGGCGAAUGCGAGGCCGAAUGUCAGGCUUUGCGAGAACUUCGCCUGCGGCUUGCCGAUUUAUGACCCGAAAGAGCUCAAGCUUGCGUGA
Messenger RNA from Phanerochaete carnosa HHB-10118-sp, 2154 nucleotides. RefSeq lists its product as uncharacterized. NCBI's taxonomy places the organism in Eukaryota, Fungi, Basidiomycota, Agaricomycetes, Polyporales, Phanerochaetaceae. The coding region runs from base 1 to 2154 and encodes 717 amino acids. The record is from RefSeq and is a predicted model, not a curated record. The transcript has 13 exons. Gene Ontology annotation, biological process: carbohydrate metabolic process.